AUGACCUCAUCACCAUCAUCAUCAACGAUUAAGACUUCACGUGCUUGUGUCUUUAUUGAUUCUAGUGAUCCCAAGAUUCGUAACCAGUUGAUGAUGAAUACCAUUUCUCAUCCGUUUAUAAAACCAACAUUCCCUCCUAUUAUUAACUUGCGAGAAUUAAUUUCAAAGCAAGUUUCCGCAGAUCCUAGUAAAAAUAAUUCGGGUCGUGCCCCGAAUGCCUUCAUCAUAUAUCGAAAGAUAUUUGUGGAGACCGCAAGAAAGGAUGGUUAUCAAUUACCAAUGACUGUCGUAUCUUUAAUGGCCUCACAAUCUUGGGAAUUGGAACCAGAAAUUGUUAAAGAAGAGUAUAAGAGACUGGCAAAGGAAGCAAAUAUUAUUAGGAAUGAAAUCAUUCCUAAAUCUAGUCGUCGAAGGAAAAGGGAAAAAUGGAAUAUUGUUUCUUUUCCAAAUAAUACUACUUGCAAAGAUCCUGUCGUUAAAUCAAAGUCAUUGAACAAAAAGAAACAAUUGACGGUUAACAAAAUUAAAAAAGUUGAAAUCCUUUCACCUUCAUCUUCACCAGUCUCUCCAUUUGAAUUUGAGAGUCCAAAGAUUACCUUUGACAUCCCUUUCGAUAUUGUCUCUCCUAUUAUCGAUCGAUUUCUUGAUUCCGAUUCGUUACCUGACGAUCCCCCCCAAAAUGAUUCUCCCAACUCAAGCGAUUCAAAUAAUAACAAUAACCUUACUACCGAAUUUAACAAUGAAUCAAUAAUCGGAGAACAAAACGUGGACAAUUCAACAGAUUCGCUUGUCAUUCAACGUGAUAAUAAUAUCGGUUGUCCUUAUAAGGAAUUUGAGUUUGAUUCUCAAGGAUUCUCAUCGUUUAAUGAUAAUGAUACAAUUUCCUAUCCCUCCUUUUGGUUCGAGUUUUAA
Messenger RNA from Funneliformis geosporum, 912 nucleotides. NCBI's taxonomy places the organism in Eukaryota, Fungi, Glomeromycota, Glomeromycetes, Glomerales, Glomeraceae. The record is from the annotation of a GenBank genome assembly.